AUGCCACCCACACCCCCACAAUACGAAUGGACGACCAAUGAAGUAAGAGAAUGGAUGGCUGGACACUUUGUUACCAGAAUGAAGCGAGAAAGAUCUUAUGCCAUCACGGUUGCACAACAAUAUGAUGGAACAGGGAGACUACUGUUUUCCUACACAAAGGAGGAUUGGCUAGAGGUGUUUGAGAGGAAAGUGUACGGGGUUAUGGCGUGGAUUUUGGGAAAUGAUGAAGAAUUGAAAGAGACAGGUUUUCCGAGAAGAAGUGAGAGAACUAGACAAAAGGGUCGGAGACAAGAGAGAGGGAAGAGAUAA
This is a messenger RNA of Sclerotinia sclerotiorum 1980 UF-70, 309 nucleotides long. RefSeq lists its product with no specific name. Bases 1 to 309 code for a protein of 102 amino acids. Lineage: Eukaryota; Fungi; Ascomycota; Leotiomycetes; Helotiales; Sclerotiniaceae. The transcript is spliced from 2 exons. The record is from RefSeq and is a predicted model, not a curated record.